Amoebophrya sp. A120 is the source of this 850-nucleotide messenger RNA. Lineage: Eukaryota; Dinophyceae; Syndiniales; Amoebophryaceae. The record is from the annotation of a GenBank genome assembly.
GAAGCGAUUGACGAAGAGCGCAGUUUUGCGCAGGGUCCUGCUGCAAAAAAGGCGCCGACCAUGACCACGUGCGAAGUCUUCGAGGUGUUGCAGAAAACUGCGUGCGUCCUCGCUGUCGGCGGAGAGAAUCAUGAUGAUGAAGUACUGCGCGAGAAUAUGCAUUGCAAAUGUAGUGUCUGGAGGGUUUGAAAUUGAGUGUGUGUCGAGUAUCCAUGGAAAACUCGGUACGAGUGUCGAGUUUCUCUGCCGCGCUGCUGGAAGCAGGUAUUUUUUCUUGCUAUUUACGAAUGAACCCGAAAGUAGAAGCUGAGGAAACAAAAAACUUCUGAUGCUGUUGAUGUCAUGCCGUUGCACAAGCCCAAGCCGUUGUUAAUAUUUCUCUUCAAUUGAUGACGUGCCGGCACUGCAACACACAAGAUUUCCAGACCCAACUAUUGACAUGUUUGCAAUGCAUAGAAAAUGGAAACGCCAACGCGCUCAACCCGCCAUCCUCAACCCCGUCGGACGACCAGGACGAGCACCACCGCCAGGGGAGGCUAUCGUUGCAGCGUCAAGUCGCCAGGCUUUUGCAGACCUCCGGCGACUGUUUCGACCACACCCCGUUUACGGGCGUGCAGGGCCCGGGCGUCGCGGAAUUUCGGCGAGCCAUACAGAGUGGCGGAAAGGCCUGGACGCACCUUCCUGCGCGGCGGAAAAGCUUUGCACGUUCCGAGUGCGUGGUGCGCUCCUUGCCCGAGGUUUGUGUGGAUGAAAGCACGGGCGAAAUCACACUGAAUUUUCAAAAUCAAAAGUAUUUUUCCGCAGAGCAGGACCUGCGUAUUAGUACAACUACAACUGGACAAGAUCAACA